Messenger RNA from Closterium sp. NIES-67, 2372 nucleotides. The record is from the annotation of a GenBank genome assembly. NCBI's taxonomy places the organism in Eukaryota, Viridiplantae, Streptophyta, Zygnematophyceae, Desmidiales, Closteriaceae.
AAUUCAGCCUCUUCCGAAUCUGGUUCACAACUUCCUAGCUCUCUCGUUCUCCCAUCCAAGCGAUCAAUCCUUCACUUGAUCAUUGCAUGAGCUUCACCGACUGACCUUCUUCUCUCACAAACCGCCAAGAUGGGCACCGGCAGCGUGCUCGCGAAAUCCGCGCUCAAGUGGCUCGCCAUCGCGGCGACCGUGGCUCUCGCGUCUGUCGCCACGUUCCACGCGGUCGACAACUUCUACGUCAUCCGCCACCCGCCCGUCUGCGCCACUUCCUCAACCAGAGACGUCUGCGUCUCGGAGUACCGCGUCGCGCGCCGCUCUCUGGGCGCGGUCCCCGCGUCGAGCCAGCAGGUGACGGCGGCGAUGAUCGAGUCGGCGCGCGCAAAGGUGGCGGCGGGACUGGCGCUGGUGCAGGAAAUCCGCACGGCCAACGGCGGGCAGAACGCGCAGGUUGACGCCGUCAGCGACGACUGCUCCAGUCAGGUGAGCGCGGCCUUGGCGCAGCUGGAGAAGUCGUCCGCGGCGAUCGGUGGCGGCAGCAACGUGCUUGACCUACCCUACUGGCUGCAGACGGCGCAGACGCAGCUCGCCAACUGCCUCGCGGGCUACCGCGAAAUGGCGCCUUCCGCGCUCUCCACGCCCACCGGCGUGUACCUCGAGGCGGAGACCACCAAGACCAAGUCAACGCUCGUCGCCGCCAUCGACUUGACGUCGCAAGCCGCCGCUUCGGCGCGCGCAUCCCGCGGGCGGCAGGCGUUGGAGAAUGGCGCGGAAGGGGGGCAUCCGGAGUGGCUGGAGGCGGGGCUGUACGAGCAGCUGAAGGAGCUGCAGGCGCACAUGCAGGGGGACCACGACGGCGCGCAGGGAUGGGCGGGGAAGCGCCGCGGACUGCUCGGUCUCCCCGCGCCCGCGGAGAUCCACCGGCGGGAGCUGGCGGGCGGACACCCCCCCGGCGUUGGCGGACACGCAAAUCUCUGGGAGAACGGGCGGAAGAAGGGCGGGCGUAAGGGCGGGCGGAAGAAUGGCGGGCGGAAGGAAGGCGGACAUCCCCCCGGCGUGGGUGGGCACAAGCAGCUCUGGAAAAACGGGAAGAAGCGCGGGGGGAACCACUCCCCGGGCAUUGGCGGGCACGCGCAUCUGUGGCGGAAUGGGAAGAAGGUCAACCACCCCAAGGGCGUCGGGCAUCACCCGGGGAAGGGGCGGAACCGCAAGGGUAACGGCGGCGGAAGCAGCAGCAGCGGGAGCAACGGCGGCGGCGGCAGCGGUGGAGUAACCGGCGGGUCGUACUCCCCGAGCCUGAAGCCCGACGCGGUGGUGGGCAGCGGCGGGCAGUACUCGAGCAUCAAGGACGCGGUGAGCGCCGCUCCGAAGAAGGGCCGCUUCGUGAUCUACAUCAAGGCGGGGACGUACGACGAGGUGGUGCAGUUCGACAACGAGGGAAUCAUUUUCGUGGGUGACGGGUCGGACAAGACCAUCAUCACGGGCAGCAAAAGCAUGGGCGGCGGGUCGACGACGUACAAGUCGGCGACGAUUGGGGCGAAUAGAGAUAACUUCGUGGCGCUGGGAGUGAAGUUCGUGAACACGGCGGGGCGGGCGAACGAGCAGGCGGUGUCGAUGCGGGCGAGUGGGGAUGCUUCUGCCUUUUUUGAAUGCGCGUUCGAAGGCUUCCAGGACACGCUGUACGUGGACUCCGGGCGGCAGUACUACAAAAACUGCUAUGUGGGCGGCACCAUCGACUUCAUCUUCGGCGACGCGGCGGUGGUGCUGGACAACAUCGACAUCCGCCUGCACACGAGCCACUCCUUCGUCACCAUCACCGCGUCUGGCCGCGAGACCGCCGGGCCCACGGGGAUCGUCAUCCGCGACUCGCGGAUUUCCGCGGACCCCGGUGUUACGGACGUGUACCUGGGCCGGCCGUGGCGGAGCUGCGCGCGAGUGGUGUACGUCAACACCAACAUGCCCCCGGAGCUCAACUCGGACGGGUGGAGCACGUGGGGCGGCGAGACGUGGGGCAGCUGUGUGUACUAUGCAGAGAAGGGCAGCACGGGACCUGGCGCUCGCACCUCGCGGGCGUCCUGGGUGCACCCGGGCAUCAUCUCAGAUGCCUCCCAGUUUGAUCCUGAGCCGUUUGUUGAUCUGAGCUCCUGGCUAGACGUGGCAGGGCAGAAUCCCAAGUGGUGAUGGGCAUAGAUGAUUGCCAUGGGAAUUGUCAGCUCCUGGUGGGUAGUAUUGAGCCUGGGUUAGGAUUGAAAUUCCAAGUCGUUAUUGAUGUGGCUAUUAUAGAUUUGUUUUCCUUCUGUCAAAUGGGAAUAAGUAUGUAGUUUGUUACAUACAAUUUACACAAGCGUGUAGAAUCAUGGUUGUGCAUCACUUUU